UGUCCCUCACUUGCCUCCCUGCAGGGUUUGGAAGCCGAGGAGCUGGUGGGUGGGCCCGGCGCCCCCACAGCCCAGGAGCCAUGGACUGGAAGACCCUGCAGUCGCUCCUGAGCGGAGUCAACAAGUACUCCACGGCUUUCAGCCGUAUCUGGCUCUCGGUGGUCUUCGUCUUCCGUGUGCUGGUGUACGUGGUGGCGGCGGAGCGCGUGUGGGGGGAUGAGCAGAAGGACUUUGACUGUAACACGCGCCAGCCGGGCUGCACCAACGUCUGCUACGACCACUUCUUCCCCAUCUCCAACAUCCGCCUGUGGGCUCUGCAGCUCAUCUUCGUCACCUGCCCCUCGCUGCUGGUCAUCAUGCACGUAGCCUACCGGGAGGAGCGGGAGCGGCGACACCGAGAGAAGCACGGGGACAAAUGUGCCCGGCUCUAUGACAAUGCUGGCAAGAAGCAUGGCGGUCUCUGGUGGACCUACCUGUUAAGCCUCUUCUUCAAGUUCAGCGUGGAAAUCAUCUUCCUCUACAUUCUGCAUACGCUGUGGUACGGCUUUUCCUUCCCCCGCCUGGUGCAAUGUGCCGGAGUGAGCCCCUGCCCCAACACCGUGGACUGCUACAUCGCCAGGCCCACGGAGAAGAAGGUCUUCACUUACUUCAUGGUGGGGGCCUCGGCCAUCUGCAUCAUCCUAACCAUCUGUGAGAUCUGUUACCUUAUCUGUCAGAGGAUAUCUAGAACCGUGGGCAAAGUCAAGGGCAAGGGAGCUGCUCUGCACUCCCCCUCCUCCAGCAGGGCAUCCACCUGCCGCUGCCACCACGUGCUGCCAUCUCAUGGGGGCGAGGAGGGCAUAAGCCUCGGCAAGGGGGCAGAGGCACUUCGGGCAUCUGCCCCUAACCUGACUCUCAUCUGACCAGGCAAGGAGCCUGGGACUGCCUGGGUUGGCUGGAUUGUGCUGAGCAGGGCAAGAUCAACCCAUCUUCAUGACUCCCAUGGCUCUUAUUCCUCUGGCCCCAGGGGCUGGGAGAGUCAACAUGAGAGAAUGAGGGUGGAGGACAGGGCUUGGGAACAUUCACAGAGCAGAGGGUCCUGAGGAAGUGGAUCGUCUUUGGGAGAUAGCCCUCCUCUGGAGGCCUCAGCAAAGAUCAGUGGAGGGAGAGAGGGUUGGUGGCUAGAGAGGGGAAGGUGGCUAUUGUAUCUAGUAGCUUUACCCAGUUCUAUCCCUAACCCCAUACCUUACAACUAGGGGCUGGGACAGGGGCAGAUUAAGAGAGGCUACAGAACCAGAUCAGAGUAAUCCUCUACUUUCCAUAACCAGGGCUAAGUUCUAUGGGUGGUGCUCAGGGGGCCUGGCUGUCUGUCCUGUGGCUCCCCCAAGGAGCCAGCAGGGAGACGUUUGCAAAGCUGGGCCCUUCUCCCAAACCACAGGUCACAGGACCAUCAUCUAAGAGCUCAAAGUAGCCCACAAGGUUGCAGGUAAUGUCAGCAGGCCACAAAGACUGAAGUGAGAUUAGGCAAACCAGACUAAAGACAUCCAGUAAGGACACUUUGCCAGUAUCCAGGGGCUCAGGCUAUAGCCGCUCCCUCCAAGUCCAAUCUGGUUCACUUUCACCCUUGCCCUCCAGAAAAAUCCCUCCCUCCAUGUUGAAGAGACAUGCUUCCUUUCCCCUGCCCCCAGCCUCUGGAAGAAAUCUCUAAGCUCAGGGCUAUUGAAGGUUUUGUUCCCAGGCCCAACAAUUGAGUCCCCAUUCUGAAGCCUGGGGGCAGACUUACUAGGAAUGCAGGUUUAAGGAAUUUACUCACCCUUGCAUCUGCCCUGAACCAAGGUUGAAGGCCUGAAGCCCACUGGAUAUCAAUAGGUGAGAACGGAAAGAAGGAGAUGAUCCCCUCCUGGAAUUCAAUAAAUGUUGGGGGUUUUUUCUAUAAUCAUAAGGUCACAGGGCUCCUCCAAUCCUCGCGGGCAGGGAGACCUUGUAAAUGUUGAGGAGGAGGGAUGAGGAUGUAGGAAUGGGGUACA
Phascolarctos cinereus (koala) is the source of this 2006-nucleotide messenger RNA. It is a transcript of the gene GJB3, whose product is annotated as gap junction protein beta 3. Gene Ontology annotation, molecular function: gap junction channel activity. Gene Ontology annotation, biological process: cell-cell signaling. The record is from RefSeq and is a predicted model, not a curated record. Gene Ontology annotation, cellular component: connexin complex. Lineage: Eukaryota; Metazoa; Chordata; Mammalia; Diprotodontia; Phascolarctidae.